AUGCCUCACAGCACACUUUCCAGGCUGAGCGUUUCCUUUUGUGCGUCCUCUCCAAGCCCUGAACUUACUCCAGUCGGCCUCUGCAGGCCCAGCUCUUCCUCUCGGCAGCCUCUGCAGGCCCAGACUGUCGUCAAGUUGGCCUGUCCAGGGCCAGCUCCUGCCUCCCAGCGGCCUCUGCAGGCUCAAGUCGUACUCAAGUCGGCCUCCCCAGGCCCAGCUCCAGCCUCUCGGCGGCCUCUCCAGGUGCAAAAGUUCCUUGAGUCAGCCUCUCCAGGCCCAGCUCCUCCUGCCUCCCAGUGGCCUCUUUUGGCCCAGCCCAGCUCAUGCCUCCCGGCGGCCUUCCCAGGCCCUGCUUUGGACUUUCGGCGGCCUCUGCAGGCCUCGACAAGGCCCGGCCUCCUGCCUCCCGAAGACCUGCACAGGCCCAGCCUCUGCCUCACAGCGGACUCUCCACACCCAGCUAGCUCUCGCCUCACUGCAGCCUCCCGAGUCCAAAGCUCCUGUCUCUCGGCCGCUUCGGCAGGCCCAGCUCCCGCCUGCCAGUGGCCUCUUCAGGCCCAUGGGGCUCAUUCCUCACAACAGCCUUUCCAGGCCCAGUUUUUCCCUUCCGGCGGCCUCUCCGGGCCGAGAACCUCCUCAAGUCGGCCUCUCCAGACCCACUUGCACCCUCCGGGCGUCCUCUCCGGGCUGAGCUCCUCUUCCUGGCUGCGUCUCCAGGCCCGACUCCUGCCUCUCAACAACCUCUUUGGACUCAGUGCCUACCUAUCUCCUGGCAGCCUUGGUCGGCCCACAACUUCUUCAAGCCAAGCUCCCCAGGCCCAGGUCAGGCCUCACGGUGGCCUCUCCAGGAUGAGCUCCUGCCCUCCGAUGGCACCUGCAGGCCCCAAAUGGUCUCCGGUCGGUGGGCUCCUCCACGCCAAGCUUGGGCCUCCUGGCAACCUCUGCAGGCCCAAGUUGUCCUGA
Gorilla gorilla gorilla (western lowland gorilla) is the source of this 963-nucleotide messenger RNA. RefSeq lists its product as uncharacterized. NCBI's taxonomy places the organism in Eukaryota, Metazoa, Chordata, Mammalia, Primates, Hominidae. The coding region runs from base 1 to 963 and encodes 320 amino acids. The record is from RefSeq and is a predicted model, not a curated record. The transcript has a single exon.